AUGGAUUGGGUCCGUAUCAAGCACAAAGGUACCCAGACCUUUUCUUCACCCGGUGCUAUGCUCGGUACAACAGCCAAGAUGCGCACCACUUGGCCGAAUGGCCCCGAGCUGCCUCAUCGCGGGCAGCAAACAAUGCCGCAAGGUUCAGGCCCAGAUCUGGCAGCCAUCCAUCCCUACGGUCCAUCCCGGCUGACCUGGUGGUGGCGUCCAGCCAAGAGCGCUAGCGACAGCGCUCCGAAGAUGGCGCGCGGUCCCCGCGAUAUUGAAUCCAUCCAGAGGCCAUUCUUCGUUGUGCUCUAUCCUCAUCCGCUCUCGCUGCAUCGGGCCAUUGCCGCACAGCAGAGUACGCAGAUAGAUGCCCGACAGCUGGCCGGUGAAAGUGCGAGUCACGAAAAACAUGUGCUGAGGCAUUUGGAACGAGGCGAGGCGAGACGAGACGCCGUCAUCAAUGGGUGCAUGCUAUCCUGA
Trichoderma asperellum CBS 433.97 is the source of this 468-nucleotide messenger RNA. NCBI's taxonomy places the organism in Eukaryota, Fungi, Ascomycota, Sordariomycetes, Hypocreales, Hypocreaceae. The record is from RefSeq and is a predicted model, not a curated record.